AUGGAUGUGUUCGUGAGAUCAGUGCUGGAUGAAUUUCGAGAUCGCAAAAUCAGUUACGAAGCCGAGAAGCUGACCGGACAAGAGCUUGUUGAUUAUGUGAACAGUCAUCAGAAAUUAUGGAAGGCGAAGCUGAACACAAAAUUUGCGGACUAUUCACGUCGAGUGCAGUAUGGUUUGAUGGGUGUUAAGCACGUUUACUUAUCAGCUGAAGAUAAGAAGCAUCUGUCGCCAACGCGUCGACUCGAUAUGUACAUUCCGGAACAGUUCGAUGCUCGAGAGCACUGGGACUAUUGUAAUUCACUGAAAAACAUUCGCGAUCAAUCAGCUUGCGGUUCGUGCUGGGCUUUUGGUGCUGUAGAAGCAAUGUCGGAUCGUAUUUGUAUUGCUUCAAAGGGAAAAAUUCAAGUUUCACUCUCUGCUGACGACCUUCUCAGUUGCUGCCAUAGCUGUGGUUUUGGUUGUGAUGGAGGUGAACCGACGGCUGCGUGGAAAUACUGGGUUAAACAGGGAAUCGUGACUGGAAGUAAUUUCACGCUGAAAGAAGGCUGUAAACCAUAUCCGUUCCCACCGUGUGAACAUCAUUCGAAUAAAACGCAUUAUGACCCGUGCAAACACGAUCUGUAUCCAACGCCGAAAUGCGAGAAAAAAUGUGUCAGCACUUACACGGCUAGAUCGUAUGAAGACGAUAAAUUUUACGGCAGUGAUUCGUACGGUGUUGAGGAUGAUGUGGAAUCCAUUCAGAAGGAAAUCCUUACUCACGGUCCGGUUGAAGUUGCGUUUGAAGUAUACGAUGAUUUCUUGGCGUACGACAGUGGCAUUUAUGUGAAUCAGCCUAGCGAAACACGUAUUCAAGACGAAGUUUUUCAGCAUACAGGUGGUAAAAUUGGUGGCGGUCAUGCAGUGAAAAUGCUUGGAUGGGGAGUGGAACAAGGCGUGCCCUAUUGGCUGGUUGCGAAUUCGUGGAAUACCGAUUGGGGUGAAAAUGGUCAGUGUUUUGGUGUCAUUUAG
Messenger RNA from Anisakis simplex (herring worm), 1008 nucleotides. NCBI's taxonomy places the organism in Eukaryota, Metazoa, Nematoda, Chromadorea, Rhabditida, Anisakidae. The record is from the annotation of a GenBank genome assembly.